UCAUUAUCGUAUUCGGGAAACGGAAGAUCGUCCGAAGACCACUAUGAAGACCGUUCUUGGUCGACAUCGUCGCAUCCGACUGAAAAGCCCUUUGUCCUAAUUGCAGAAGAAAAUUUAGGCCCGCGAUAUAAAUACGUCGUACAUGCAAUCAUGUAUAUGCAAUAGUGUUUGAAUCAUUUUGUACAGUAUCUACAAAUACUACGUGUUACAUUUGGUUAUUUCAGUUUUAUCAUAAUACUUUAAAUACUUUACUUGCAAUAUGUUCAAAGCAGUAUAUGAAAUGCACAAUCUUUUUACAAUUUAGCCAUCUCAUUGUCGUAAUCGAAAUUAUAGGUAUAUAUAUAUCCAAAAUUCCUAGUUUUUCAUCAUACACUUUGCAGAAAAAUAGAAAAUUAAAAUUUUUAAACUGUGCUUACCAAGUUUAGUAUUACAUAUAGAUUUUUGAGAAUAUUAUUCUAUAGAUUUAUCCUCCAACUGAUUACAUUUUAUCUGUCUGUCGUAAGAGAAAAACACUAUAUACAAAUCCAGAAGCGGUAUCGUCGUAUAAAGAAAAGAUUUAUGAUUGCAAAGUCUGAGUAGUUUCUAUCAAAUAUCCACAUGUAACUUUCUCUCCCUUUAUUAUCGAUUGAAUCGAAUAACGUCGCUUUGUUACUCUACAAUCACGAUUUAUAUCAAAGAAAUAUGUAUCGUUUUUAGCUCCGAUCAAAAUGGUACAGAACGUUUAGUUACAUUUACUUAGGAGUCAAGAAAUUGUAUCUACCGAGUGGUACUAAAGUAGUUGGCCGUGCUAUAUGUAAGAACGUAAUCUUAUAUCCAUUAUCUAUUUAUAUAAUAAGGUAAUUAGCAAGAGAGAUUACAUACAGAUACACCCAAUUAUUGUACGAAUAUAUCUGACACGUGUACGACGAUGGAUAAUUAAUAUAGUAAUACAAUCGAUCCGCUUUCCCUUUCGUUUAUCAUUAUCAUAAAUGAAUUAGAAUGUUUCGUAACGUUGCGACGCAAACCCCGUGCAUGUAAUAAUGCAAGACGGUGCCGUACAUGUAUGUGCAACAGCGAAGGCGACGGCGACGCGCGUAUUCUGUAACGUUCGUCUAGUGAGCGGCAUGGAAAGCGAGGUUGCGAGGUAGUUGCGCUUUGGUCAGUAAUCCGGGAAGCGUUUCCGUUCGGUCGAUCCCGCGGAGAAUCUCCGUCUCUCGGCUCCGUCACUGUUUCUCUCGCGUAAUCGGUAAUCGCGUGUAAGAAUGCAAAAAUGCGGAAAGUAGUGAGAUAAGAGAACGCGAAUCGGUGAUUAUCGAUCGCGUUUCUCGUAUCAAAAUGUAUCGAUGGAACGAAUAUGACAGGAUUAUUGUUCGUUAUACUUGUCGUAACUCACGCGGUCGCAGGAUCGCGGCUAUCCGCGCCCAAUGAGAAACAAGUAAGAAGACUGAUACGAGAUUGGGCACCUUUGGUAUGGCUCGCGCCUGGGGAACGAUUCUUGCCUCUCGGGGUAACCGAAUUCCUCGACAACGUACAAUCGGACCAGUAUUACCUUCGCACUAGAAUAGACGUAGAGUCCUUGUUAAAGAAUCGAUCGUCCUUCUUGUACGGUCGAAAGCCCGCUGGAACCGUGCCCGUCUAUGCUCUCGUGAAAAAGUGCGUUUCCAAAGACGCGCGGCUACGCUCAGCGAGAGAUACGGCGCAGCCGAUGCUGAACGUGAAGCUAAAGCUAAAACUAAAGGAGGUACGGAACGUUUUCGCGCCGCUACAGGAUCUAGGACGACCAAGACUUUUGGCUCAACGGCAGAUCGCGAGCACCACGAAUCUAAGAGCACAAGUGCGGCAGGUGGCAACGGUACCGCGACUCGAAAAGGUCAGAGAAGAGAAUGGAUGUCAAAAAGUGCACUUUCACGUGACCUAUUGGAUGUUCUAUCCGUUUAGCGAGGGAAAAACAAUCUGCGUAUUGGAUCUUGGAUUUUUUGGCAGCUGGCCGAUACCUACCGUUGGUGGGGUGUGCAUAGGUACGCUUAAAGAAUAUGGCAGUCAUAUCGGAGAUUGGGAACACAUGAGUCUUUAUUUCAAGGAUAACGAGUAUCCUCUGGCAAUGUACGUAUCGGCGCACGAUGCCGGGGCGUUUUAUCGAUAUGAUCCGCGAAAUGGUAAUUUCGUCUACGAGAGUCAAGAAACAAGAAAAGGUCUCUUCCAGAAGCCAAUAUUUCCUGAAAAAGUUUAUACGGCUGGUGGCUCGCACCCAAUAUUAUUUAGCGCACGCGGCUCUCACGGGCUCUGGACAGCUCCGGGGAAGCAUAAAUUUGUUCGAGUACCUCGUCUGUACGACGAAAGUGGAUUCGGAACCGCUUGGCCGACAUGGAAAAGAUUGGAGUUGCUUUUCGAAGAGGACAACGAGCCUUUACCAGGCUGGAUGACUUUUAAAGGCAAAUGGGGUAAUCCCAGCAGCAAUUGUCAUCCGUUAGCGAAACUAGGUUUUAACAUUUGCGAAUUUGUAGACGGCCCAACCGGAAUUCCUAUGAAGAAAUUCAAUUUUCGAUGUUAAGACCUACCAUCGUUAAAGUCGGGGGUGUUAGAAGUUAUAGGGUAAAAGAAGACUGAUUUUGAGACGCGUCUUUUCAAUUCAAAUCGGCAAA
Messenger RNA from Temnothorax curvispinosus, 2621 nucleotides. RefSeq lists its product as uncharacterized. The transcript has 6 exons. Bases 1334 to 2530 code for a protein of 398 amino acids. Lineage: Eukaryota; Metazoa; Arthropoda; Insecta; Hymenoptera; Formicidae. The record is from RefSeq and is a predicted model, not a curated record.